Cyprinus carpio (common carp) is the source of this 490-nucleotide messenger RNA. Its product is annotated as twinfilin-1-like. The coding region runs from base 47 to 472 and encodes 141 amino acids. Gene Ontology annotation, biological process: regulation of lamellipodium assembly; positive regulation of neuron projection development; barbed-end actin filament capping. The transcript is spliced from 5 exons. The record is from RefSeq and is a predicted model, not a curated record. Gene Ontology annotation, molecular function: actin filament binding; actin monomer binding. Lineage: Eukaryota; Metazoa; Chordata; Actinopteri; Cypriniformes; Cyprinidae. Gene Ontology annotation, cellular component: actin filament; myofibril; cytoplasm.
GACGGGAAGCGAAAGAUACAGAGGCGGAGUUAACCUGAUCAUCUCGAUGGUUCAGACAGACAUCCACGUGAACACUACGAAGCAGACUCUUCAGGGUGUGGCGUUCCCUCUGGACGGAGAGGCCUUCGCUGCGAUACAGCAGUUCAAGGACAAAAAACUCAACUACGUUCAGCUGAGCAUCAAUUUUGAGAAGGAGCUGAUCGUGUUGUCGAACACGGACGCCACGGAGGUGAAGGAUCUGCCCAAGAGGAUCCCCAAAGACGCGGCGCGCUAUCACUUCUUCCGCUUCAAACACUCACACGAGGGCGACUACCUGGAGUCUGCAGUGUUUAUUUACUCCAUGCCGGGGUACAGCUGUGGGAUCCGCGAGCGCAUGCUUUACUCCAGCUGUAAGAAUCCUCUGCUGGAGAUGGUGGAGAACAAACUGCAGAUGGAGGUGGAGAAGAAGAUGGAGAUCGAUACUUGGCGAUGAGCUGGACGGCCGAUUUCC